AUGGCGUUUUCACGCGAUGAUUCUAUCCAGGCUGAGCUGGCUCUACGGCAAUCUCAGUCGCAUUCGCUCGACGAUUACGAUUCUAGCGAGUCUUUUGCCCUUCUCUCGGACGACUCCCAGGGAAUCGCUAGAGAGCAUGACAAAGAUAAGGGACAUCCAGAGAAAGCGCACCGGUCGCGAGAACUGGAAAAGGCUUCGGUCGAGCAGUCCAGGUCUCAAUUGGAACAUGUUGAAGAUGGCGCUGAAUACGAAAGCAUAUCGAGAGGAGAGGUAGACGACGCCCGAGUUCGUGACUAUAUCCGAGCCGAACACGAACUCACCCUGUUACAAGCCGUCAACAUGUACCCAAUGGCCAUAUUUUGGUGCCUAGUGGCGUCGGCUUGCGUCGUCAUGGAAGGAUACGACACUAUUCUGAUUGGAAACUUUUUUGCCUACCCUAUGUUUGCAGCCAAGUAUGGCCAGUUUAUUGAUACGCACGGUCAGCACCAGCUUACUGCAGCGUGGCAGGCAGCUCUGGGCAACAGCUCGAGCGUCGGCUGCUUCCUCGGUGUCUUUCUCAACGGCCACAUUGUCAAUCGGCUUGGACAGAAGCGCGUUUUGUUGGGGGCGCUGCUUGGCCUGUGUGGCACCGUGUGUUUUACAUUUUUCGCACCCAAUAUCGUGGUGUUGAUGAUUGGCGAGCUGCUGUGUGGCAUACCCUGGGGCAUAUUCGCGUCGUCAGCCCCGACAUACGCAUCUGAGGUUCUUCCUUUGUGCCUGCGACCGUACUUGACAUCCUACACAAACAUGUGCUUUAUCAUUGGGCAGCUCAUUGCGGCCGGCAUUCUCGCCGGCCUCGUGGACCGGACGGACGAGUGGUCCUUCCGCAUCCCUUUUGCAUUGCAAUGGGCCUGGCCUGCAGUCAUCACCCCAGUUCUCUUGCUUGCACCGGAAUCGCCAUGGCACCUUGUGCGCACCAGACAGUUGGACAAGGCCGAAGCAUCGCUAUGCCGAUUGCAGCGGCAGAGCACGGCUGGCUGCGAUAUCAACGCCAAAUCCACGCUUGCCCACAUCGUACAGACAAACGAGAUGGAGAAAAGGGUGACUCCAGGGACUAGCUACUGGGACUGUUUCCGUGGCAUCGAACGGCGCCGCACGGAAAUCGCGUGCAUGGCUUUUGCAGGCCAAGUGUUGGCAGGAUCGGCAUUCGCGUACAACUCGACAUAUUUCUUCCAGCAGGUCGGCUUGCAGGCGCACCAGACGUACAUCCUUAACACGGGCGGGACGGCUCUAGCUUUUGUUGGUACCCUUGUCAAUUGGUUUGCUCUGAUGCCCAGGUACGGCCGCCGACAAAUCUAUCUUUGGGGUAUAAUGUCGAUGACGGCCAUCCUUGUCAUAAUCGGCGUUCUCAAUAUCUGGCUAGAGGAAUCACGGGCAGUCGGUAUGAUCCAAGCCAUCCUCACGCUCACAUGGACGUUUGUCUUUCAAGUUUCAAUUGGCCAGCUGGGAUGGACGAUCCCAGCCGAGGUCAGUUCGACACGGCUGCGUCAGAAAACGGUGUGUCUUGCGCGCAACUCCUACUAUAUCGCGCAGAUAAGUGGCAAUGUGGUACAGCCAUAUUUUAUGAACCCGGAUCAGCUGAACCUGAAGGGAUAUGCCAGCUUCUUUUGGAGCGGCACGGCGCUCUUGACCUUCACAUGGGCUUUUUUCAGACUUCCAGAGACAAGAGGCCGAACAUACGAGGAACUUGACUGGUUAUUUGCAAAGAAAACACCGACUCGCAAGUUUGGCUCAGCACGCGUGCAUGUUAUCUUCAACCACGAACAUGGGACUGCCGACGAUUAUGGCGAAGGAAAUGAGGACGAGGAUGCACACGAGAUGGACGCAAUGGUGUACUAG
This is a messenger RNA of Grosmannia clavigera kw1407, 1878 nucleotides long. Its product is annotated as alpha-glucoside:hydrogen symporter. Gene Ontology annotation, biological process: carbohydrate transport; transmembrane transport. Gene Ontology annotation, molecular function: carbohydrate:proton symporter activity. The transcript is spliced from 2 exons. The record is from RefSeq and is a predicted model, not a curated record. Bases 1 to 1878 code for a protein of 625 amino acids. Lineage: Eukaryota; Fungi; Ascomycota; Sordariomycetes; Ophiostomatales; Ophiostomataceae. Gene Ontology annotation, cellular component: membrane.